GGGGACAGGGCGCAAGAGCCGCCCUCGGCUCGCUGUGGUCUUCGGUGCCGCCGCGGUCGUGCCGCCGCCGGGCGCUAUGGGGGCUCCGCUGGCCUUGAUGGUGCUGACGGCGCUGGUGGCGCCCGGCCAGAACGCGGCCUCCCUCCAGGAGCGGCUGCCCGCAGUGCCUUCACCAACAGGAACAUCAGUCAAAUCCAAAAAUUUCAGAACUGUCUUAUACUGGCAGUACCCAUCCAUGUCUGAAACUCCUCAUUUCGUUGUAGAAGUCAAACCUUACCUCUCCGGCAAGUAUCAGACUGUCUCAACCUGUGUGAACAUCUCAGCUACUUCUUGCGAUCUAUCAGAGGAAAUAAAUGAAAUUUUUCAUUCUUACUGGUUUCGUAUUAAAGCUAUUGUUGGAUCACAACAGUCUCAGUACGUUGAGACAGAUGAGUUUGUUUUGCAAAAGCAUGGAAAAAUUGGACCACCAAAGCUGAAUCUCUCCAGGCACGGUGCUGAAAUCAUUGUUGAUGUUUACCAUCCUGAAUUUCCAUCUGUGGAGGUUCGGCCUUGGAUGAGAGAGAUUUAUUCAGAACUCUCAUACUCGGUCAUCUUUAGAAACAGCGAAAAUGAGAGCAGAAAAAAUUUCACUGUAGCAGACUGUGAGAUGAAUGAAUGUAACCUGAGCAUCCCAGUUCCUUCUGAAGGUUCUACGUACUGUGUUUCUGCAAAGGGACAUUUUUUUGAUGAUCUGAUAGUUGGUGCCUCGUCAGAAGAAAGUUGCAUUUGGGUUCCUAUCACGCAGGCUUGGAGUACACAAGUUACUAUAGCUGUAUCUUCAAUUGUACUGGUAGUGAGCCUAAUUUUGACAGUAUGUUACGGCUGCAAGAAACUAAGGAAGAAAAACAUAAAGCUGCCUAAAUCUUUGGUCAGUGUGAUAAGAAGCCUGAAUGCAGACAACAGCUUCGAAUCAAGAUCAGAAGCAAAAGGCAUUUGUGCCGUCAGCGUCAUGCCAGUCCCAUCUGUGAGUGUCCCAUUGACAGUGAAUGACGAUGAAGCCUUGCUGAAUGUGGAGUCGGCAGAAGAUGUUUCUCCUGAGGAUUUCAGUGAAGGCACAUCUUCUGGUCCUCCUCUGGAGGCAUCACACAAACUGGAAGAGACCUCUGUGCAGGAAAAUACAGAAGUACCUUCUGAUGUUGAACAGAGUCAUAAAGAAAAAGAAAGUGAUUUCAUUUCUGAUAGUAGCCAAACAGAUGUAUGUAGUAACUCCUCAGGUCCAGUGGUUUCUGCCACGGAAAUUCGACAAGCAGUCAUUCCAAGCAGCUGUCCCAAGUUUUCUGGCUAUGACAAGCCUCAUGUGCCACUAGAUGUGUUGAUAGAUGUUGGUGAAGAACAGCCUGUGAUUGCAUACAGGUCUACUGAAUAACUGGGAUAGCUUAAAUGUUUAACCAGAGCUCAUAAACAGCAGCAUUACUGAAGAGAACGAAGAGCCUGGGCUAUGUUUUGGAUGUCUACAGUUUGUGCUUGUACUGAUAGAAACAGCAUAGCCGGAAUCCAACGUAAUGCGAUGGAAUCUUGAAAUGGAACUGAGAGUAGUGCCUGUAAACUGUAAUAAAAACUCUGGGGAAAUAUUCAUGAUAACCUUUCUCUUACAGAAAAGUCCUGUGUGUAGGACGUGGCUUACUAUUUCUUGCUUGAAAAAAUGACUGUGUUUGAACAAAUAACUGUGGUUGAACAGUACUCCGUGAAGAGCAGAGGUUUUACUGCGGAGUGUGAAAAGAGCUGCUGUGUCACCUGAUCCCUUCUGUUUCAAAUACUUUUCAAAGUUAAUGAACUGAAUGCUUAAUGAGUCCUUGGUUAUGACAGAGAUGUGCUAGAAAACUUCAGGUUUUUUUGGAGUUAUUUUCUUCCUUAUAUUUGCAUUCUCUAAAGUGCUUAAAGAGUACUAGGAAGUCCUAGUAUUUCCUUUAAGUAAGUAUGUACCUGUAACCUUUUCCUGUGUCACUUGAUUCUGUGGCCAAGAACCAGUUGUUUAUGCUCUUUUCUGCAACUGCAGGUGUGCACCAGAGCCAUUACUUAGCACGUUUCAGUGAGUGAACAUUAAACCUUUUUUCUUUUUUUUUACUACUUCAAAGCACAAGUCUUGUGAUGUGAAAAGCUGUUCUUUAACAUUUCUGUGUGGCUGCAUCCAGCUGCCUACGUGUGGUGUGGAAACAUGGCACGUUUUGGGUAGCUCCUUAUUGGAGUGAGGGGGGAAAAGAAAGAAGCAUGUAACAGGCACAGGCAGUUACACAGAUUCUUUGGGAAGAGGGGAAGUUUUUUCCAAAUGUCUAAGAUGUAUAAAAAUGUACGUCUUCUUCCAGACCAUAUUUUCCCCACAUCUUAAAAGAAUGAGGGGUUUUCCAAUAGAAACCAGAAGGGACCUCAAGGAUCAUGAAGCUCUAACCCCCCUGCCACAGUCAGGGCAGUCAACCUCCACAUUUAAUACUAGACCAGGCUGCCCAGGGCCCCAUCCAACCUGGCCUUGAAUACCUCCAGGGAUGAGGCAUCCACAGCCUCUCUGGGCAGCCUGUUCCAGCACCUCUCUACUCUCAUAGUGAAGAACUUCCCCCUAGGAAUUACACCAAAUGUAAACACUCUCAAAUACAUCUCAAGACAACUGAAAGGUAGUGUGAUAAUUUGAAGUUCUUACACGGCUGUCAUCUGCUCUGGAUGCUGCCAUGCAAGAUUAUAAUUUUGAAAAGUAAAAGACGUGAAUUUUAUUUUUUUUUCUAUUUAAAAACUUGGUAAGUGUGAUGCCUACAACCCAGUUAUUUGCCCUCGAGUCCACAUUUGGUGGUCAUUUUUUUAAUCUGUUUGUAGGAAAUGUUUAGGAUAGCACUGACCAAAGGGUAGUUUGAAGAAAAGGGAUAUUUUUACAGGCAUUGAAACACAGGCUUAAGGUAGUGCGUAUAGAAAACUGUCUUUGUUUUAAAAGAUUGUUUUUGUAGGUAUAUCAGAAAUGUUUGCUUGUCACAGGAGGCUGUUUUAAAGGAAGAUGUACUUUUGUCCUUACAUUUCUCGGUGGCAUGAGUAUUCCUAAUGUAAAGCCUACACGGCAGCUAUUGGACUGCUUCCUUUCCUGCAGAUGACUGACAUUAACCACGUUGUAUAUGCUCAAUUCCCAAAGGUUUAAAGCUAUUUUUCCCUUUCACUGUUCACAGCACCUUGUUAUAGUUAAGUGUAGUGAGACUCCAUGGUAAGUUGCUUUUUGUCAUGUUUGGUUUGAGUUCCUGGAAGGCACUGUGAGUGAAGUACUGCUCAGAGUCCACUGAUGUGUAGAUAUCUUUACUGCAGACCUGAAGAGAACAACUCUUGGUGUUACACAAAAGCUUCGCAAAUUAGAAAUAGCUUGCAGCUGAACCUUCAGCUAAGCAGACUUCUCAGUUAAUGGCGUGGUUCACCACUGACGUGUACUUUUAGCAGUCUGUUUUGCCAAGGAGAUGUUUUGUGCAGAGCUUCAAGGUGCUUUCAUUCUUUCAGUGUCAUUUCUUCCAGGGUUUGUGUGUUUGUGUAUAGAUAGGAACUGCCAGGAAUACCUCAGGACUUGAUAAAUUUUAGCUAAGUGCCUAAAUAUAACUACUGUCUGCCUCAAGGUUCGGAAGGGAAAAAGUAGGGUCUUAGAAGUCAUUGAGUUAGCUUAUUUUUGGGAAGGAAGGUUGUGAUCAGAUAUUAAUUUGUUGAGUAACUCUUUCCUUUGCUAAUGCUCAGCAUAUUUCAGCUUAGCAUACUUGGCACCUUAUUUUCCUCCCCGCAGCUUUGUCCCGAACUGCUGCUGUACCCCAAGGAGAUCAAAACUGAGCUGUUGUACACAUUUCGUUUAGUGUGUCUGCCUCAAAACUAUUCUGUCCUAAGUAUGUAAGUUCUUGGAAAUGUGAGAUUUACGUCCUUAACUCCCUGUUGGAACCCUGGCACUGUUAGAAAAAUUAUUGCCUGAGAGUAGGCGUCACGGAUCCGUGUGAACAGAAUAGCUCCCCAAGUAUUUUCUACUCUGGAGAAGUAUUUCUUUCUGUUAAAUUUUUGCUGUAAUACUGGAAGGGAAGUGGUAUUUUUUUGCCUGUUUGAGAGCAGGCAGGCGUGUCUUCAAACCAAGUGACCUCAUUCUUUUUUUUUUCCUCCCACCACUCUUCCAUACUACUGUAUUAUACGUUGUUUUUUCUGGAUCAGUCGAGAUGUUCUGUGGGCCAGCAGGCUUCGUGUCCCCUAGGCAUUUCAACAGCAGUUGUCAGUAGGAACGUUAAGAGAGAGACUAAGAACAGAUCAAGUGCAUGACGGUAUUUCGGCUAGGAUACGAUCUGGCUCCCAACAACUGCAGUGUGAAAUCUUUUUGGAGCAAGGAACGCAGAAAUGCCUCACCAGCCACAGCAUUGCUUUGGCAGCUCUACAGUACCAAAAAAAAUUGAGCCGUGUCGUUUCGAAGAUAGUAUAGGUAGUAUUUAGCUGUACAUUUUCAUUUAAUCAUUGAAUGUUUUUAAAUGAAUAAGCUCGUAUCCUUUUGGUGAAGACAUAGUUUGCUUAAGCUCCCAAAUAUUUGUUUAUAGUACCUUGAUAAUGGAUAUUAAGAAGCCUAACACUUGCAGGGUUAAAAGCACUUAACACACGUGCUGCUUACUGACAUAACGCAUCAGCUCUUCAGUAUGACACACAGGGAAGCUUUUUACCACUUUCAGCCAUUUCAGAUGAUUUUUACUCUUGUUAUGGCUGCUCACUGUCCUUCUCUCCCUGUCUCCUACAGGUGAUUUGGGAGUUGAUGGAGCAUGAGAUUGCAGAACAUUCUGUUCUUCAUGAAACCACGUGCAUUGCAGCCUUUGAGGCUAAUGCCUAGCAGCUUCUGUAAGAGCUGCUCUGACUGUCCUUUUUGUACAGACAUUUAUACUCUGUAGUUAAGAGUCAUAGAGUGGAUUUUGUUGGAAGGGACCCUUAGAGGUCAUCUGGUCCAGCUCCCCUGCAAUUAAGUAUUGCAGCAGUCCUCUGUGCUGGCGCAGAAGUGCAAAAUGAUUUAUGAUUUUUCUACAUAAAUAACGUAGCUUACAAAUUGUUAUUUACAAAUGUGUUGGCAUCUGUGAACACAAAACGUAGCGCCUGCUUGCUUAGAUAAGUUUGGAUGUCGUCCGUCACUAGUUUGGAUUCUGGGAAAUAAGGUGUCAUUGCAAAAACCUCUCUUUCUCAACUAAGGCUUGAAAUAACUGACUACUCAGAAAUGGUGCCAUGUGAACUGUUCAGUAUUAGUGAAUAGAGCUAUUGCACUUAAUUCAUAUUAGUAGUUUCAGCAUGACUUCUCUUAAAUGUGCCUUUUUAUCUUCCGAGUAGGUGAACCCAAAAUACAGAUUUCCUGUAGUGACUUGCAUAGAUUUUUUAAAGUUUGGUUUUUAAAAAUUCAGUCCUUUAAAUAGAAAGUCUGUAUUUAUUCCUACAGUCUCUGUUCUCUAAAUGGAUGCAAGCAUCACACUGUGUGGGACCUCCACAGGUCUGCAGUUUGUUUGUCUUCCCAGAUGGGCAUUGUUCCUCUUCCACACCUACCCAAAGACUUCACAGAGCCACCAGGCAAUCUGCUCGAGCAGUCCUCAUCCUUUUUUAAUUUUCCUUAUUUUCCUUUAUUAAGAAAAUAAGCAUUUUCUUAAUGUCUAACCCAAGACUUCCUAUCUUCAGAAACCAUCUGCAGUGAGCCUGUCUCAAUGUAAUUACCAGUGUAAAUACUCUGUAUUGAAAAUGUUUGUAUGUGGAAUUAAAAGCCUCAAAAGACAA
This is a messenger RNA of Gallus gallus (chicken), 5763 nucleotides long. It is a transcript of the gene IFNGR1, whose product is annotated as interferon gamma receptor 1. Lineage: Eukaryota; Metazoa; Chordata; Aves; Galliformes; Phasianidae. The transcript has 7 exons. Bases 77 to 1405 code for a protein of 442 amino acids. The record is from RefSeq and is marked provisional. Gene Ontology annotation, molecular function: cytokine receptor activity; cytokine binding. Gene Ontology annotation, cellular component: membrane.